AGUUUUGGUACACAGACAUUCAACAAGCGACAGCAACAGGACUAUCACAUAAUACUGGACUGGACUGGAUUACAAAACUUUAUAACAACACCAAUCUGAUGCCGUUCUAGCCACGUUGUGACUUUUCAGUCGUUUCCAAUGUAACCAAGUCAGUUGAAAGUAACUGCAUUUUCUUUCUGUUUGUUCUUUCGCGUUUCACGUCAUAUUUUCUUGUGACUGUCAUAUGUGACAUUUUAAGAGACAAACAUUAUUGCUGGUACCAUGGCUGACGCAGCCCAAAACCAGAUGGUCGAGAUCGACCCGGACUUCGAGCCGCUCUCCAGACCCCGCUCCUGUACUUGGCCGCUGCCGCGUCCGGAGUUCCCCAACCCCGCCGCCGCCGACUCCAACACAUCGUCCCCGGCUCCGUCCGUCAAGCAAGAGCCCUCCAGCAACACGGACUUUAUUAACAAUCUCAGUUUGCUGGAAGAGAAUGAGGACUACCCUGAUCAGAAGCCCCUCAUGCUAUGCGGCGAUUUCCAAUGCCAGGAGAACUGCAUUCACCAGCAGCAAAUCCCGAGUCACCAGCAACAGGUGCCUGUGCUCUCCUCUCCGGUGGCCGCCGCCGCUGCAGCCGCGGCAGCCGCUCAGCGCAAGAGCAGCUCGUCCAGACGCAACGCCUGGGGAAAUAUGUCAUACGCGGACCUGAUAACCAAAGCCAUCGAGAGCUCCCCCGAAAAACGGCUCACCUUGUCUCAGAUCUACGACUGGAUGGUGAAAAACGUCCCUUAUUUUAAGGACAAGGGGGAUAGUAACAGCUCCGCUGGUUGGAAGAACUCAAUCAGACACAACCUGUCCCUACAUAGCAGGUUUAUCCGAGUGCAGAAUGAGGGGACAGGUAAGAGCUCUUGGUGGAUGCUCAACCCCGAAGGCGGCAAAAGCGGCAAGUCACCUCGACGCCGGGCUGCCUCCAUGGACAACAACAGCAAGUUUGCCAAGAGCAGAGGACGAGCAGCAAAAAAAAAGCUGGCUCUUCAGGGUGGUCCCGAGGGGGGCGCCGAUAGCCCAGGCUCUCAAUAUGGCAAGUGGCCAGGCAGUCCGAACUCCCACAGCAAUGAUGACUUUGACGCCUGGACGGCUUUCCGUCCCCGCACCAGCUCCAAUGCCAGCACACUGAGUGGCCGUCUCUCGCCCUUUAUUGACGACGAAAUUGGCGACUCUGAUGUCCACAUGGUCUACCCAGGCCCUGGGUCAGGUGCCAAAAUGACCUCCACUCUCCCCAGCUUGUCUGAAAUGGCUGGUUCUCUGGGUCACAGUGGCUCUGAGAAUGUGAUGGAGAACCUUCUGGAUAACCUCAACUUGCUCUCACCUAAGAACCAACCGGUGGGGUCCACAGUAGGGCCUGGGUCAGGAUCCAACCAGUCCUCGCCUUCUUCGCUCAUGCAGGCCAGCCCUGGUUACUCCCCCUACAGUUCCCCAGGUCUGGCUGCGGUCAACCAGCAGACCCAACAAGACUAUCGUAAGUGUCUUUACGGCCAGGCAGGAAUGGGCAGCAUGUCCUCCAUGCCGAUGCAGCCUCUGCCAGAAAUCAAGCCAAGUUUUGUUUCUGGCCCAGGAACUAUGGGCCAGUUUAAUUGCACAGCAGGGCUGCUGAAGGAGCUUCUUACAUCUGAUGGAGAGCCUGGAGAGCUCAUGCCCUCAGUGGACACCGUCGUCUCCCAGUCAGCUGGAGGCAGUGGAUGUAUGUUGCCUCCCUACAAUAGUGGGCGGAAUGAACUUAUGGGAGGUGGAGCAUCCCACAGCCAUGCUCUCUCUCAUCCACACAAUAUGCACGGACAAGCCACAUCUUUGGCACUGAAUGGGCGAUCGUUGCACCCUCUGACCGGGAUUGGUCACAGCAGUGCUGGUGGACGCUUGGGAAGCGUCAAGUCAGCCAUGCAGAUGCAGUAUGGAGGCUCCAGUCAUCUUGGAGGUGGGCUUCCUCCUUACUGCAGUGUCAACAGCAACGGAUAUGGGCGCAGCCCAGGGAUGAUGCCCCACCCGCAACAGCAACACCUGGAGAAGCUGCCCAGUGAUCUAGACGGGAUGCCUGUGGAGCGAUUUGAAUGCGAUGUUGAGUCCAUCUUGCAUGAUACGCUCAUGGACGGAGAAUCGCUGGACUUCAACUUUGACCCCAUGGCCACCCAACAGGGGUUCCCACCUCACAGUGUAAAGACCACCACCCACAGCUGGGUGUCUGGGUAAAAAUCUCUCAACUGGAAAACAGCAGCACAGAGCGGCUGUCCACACGCAUCCAAACCCUUCGUCAGGGAACGUAGCCCCCAUUAUUCUUUUGCUUUCUUCAGCAGAGGCGGCUGAGAUACGACCUCACACUGCCAAGCACACUGGCUCAGUACAGAGCUAAAUUGCAAGGACAUUUUCCUCAGACAUUGGGACUCACGUUCAAACUAAGUGCCAAACCAGGUGCCUGUGCUCCAUAGCCAAAUUGACAAGCUUUAUUUUGCUGCCUUCUUCUUGCUGUAGAGAAUCAGUCGUCAAAAAUCAGGGCAACGAAAACCUGAGGCCCUUACAUCUGCUGCAACACAAACUUACCAAUGUCCACACCAAUUUUCAGUAAUGAUUUUACAGCCACAUUUCCAUUAAGGGCAAACUGUGAUAAGGUAUAACCAUCAAAUCCAACACCAGGCAGCACAACUCAAGUUCAUUCGAUACACCUCAGAAAAGCGACUCCCAAGGUAAUAGCUCAUUCAUUGUUGUGUUGUCAGUUCAAAACCCUACUCUGCAAUUUUUGCUGAGAGUAACACAUUCAUGCUGUGCUUCAUGGAGACUCCAUGAUUGGCCUUAUUGGGAAGAAGAACUGGAACAGCGGUAGGCAGGAAUGACUGUAAAUAGAUUUAUUUAGAAAUAGUCCUACACAAACAUGACCUUGAAAAUGUUAGGGAAAUUGCUGCAGACUAGUUGAACUGCGUCACAUACAGCACAUCAUUACACUUUCAUUUCUGUCUUGUAACAUUUUUCAUUCUGUCUCAGCAUCUGACAUAGGGAAGAUGUACUACAUUUCUAAAUAGUGUGUUACUAUUAAUUGGUGUACAGAGAGUUUACACAAUGAUAUCAACAAUCAGGGCAACAGAUUUAAUGUUGUUUUGUAAAUCUGAGAGAAACUGGACUUGACAUUUUAAAUUUUGGUAGGCUUACAUGGAAUAGUGUUUCUCAUCUGAAUUAUAUACAUCUUUCCACAUUUCUUGUAAAUACAUGAAAUAUAUUUCAAAAACAUAUAAAGUAGAAAAAUAAGAAGGCUAUUAUAUAUAGAAGGGUUUUUUCACAAUUAUUCUUAUUGCUGUUUAUUAUUGGCUUCAGGUUGACAUUUUUAUUAUUAUUAUUUAAAGAAAUAACUCACCCAAUAAUGAAAAACUUAUAAUUUACUAAAAAUAUACAGUAACUUAUUUUUUUUUCCAAAUCAAUUUAUUUAUUCUGUGAAACACAAAAAGUGACAUUUUGAACAAUAUCAUGGCUGCUCCUUCCCAUGCAAUGAAAAUGCAUGGAGUCUACAAAAAUGGUUCAUCUUUGCCAUUUGAUGGCAAACACCAUUGGUUUUUGUGUGGUUCUUUGCACAUCUUAUAGCGCCAUGUUUGUUUUGGAGGAUUUAUGUGAAAAAUGACAAAUUUCGACUGACCCAAUACUUUAAUUUUUUUCAUUGUAUGGAAAAGAGCAGCCAAGACAUUAUUAAACAAAAUUAAUUUGUGUAUAAUGGAAGAAAGUAAGUCACACAGGUUUGGAAUGACAUGCAGACAAAAAAAUGAUCCCAGAAUUAGAAUUUUUGGAUACAUUACUUCUUCUAAGCCGUUUAUAGUAUUGUAUUUUUUUAAUGAGAUUCUGGGUCUUUAAAAUCCAGAACUUUUUUUUUCAGUUGUUCGUUCCUACAAAGAUUAGGCCUGUCUUUGUUGUGACCCAUAUAAGAGCUAAAUCCCAGGGUAAGACACCACCUCAAAAUUAAAAAUAAUAAUAAUAAUAAAUAAAUAAACUGUUGUGUUUGCUCUUCAUAAUUUCUCAAGGGGCCGGGACACCACCAAAGCCUUUAACAGAGGUUAAUGUAGUUUAGAGAUACAGCGCUAGGGGAUUUCGAUGCCUUUGCCACUGUAUUGAAUCUGUUGCUAUAGUAAAGCUACAGUUCUCUGCCUUUAAGAAAGUGUAGAGACAUUGACAACAUUAUUUGGCUGAAGGAAAAGUGGUGUGAUUGUAUCAUGUCAUGGUGUAUUAUUUACACUUGUAUUAUAUUUCUAUUUGAAUUCACAUCUCUCUCAAACUGCAGGCACUGUGAUGUAUAUGUUCUUCAAGUUUGUGGUGAUUUUCAAAGUCUGUGGUGCCUCAACUUUUGUUUUUCAUUUCCAUUUAAUUUUAGUUUCUUAUUGCCUUUACCAGGAAUUGACUAUUUUAGGUUCCUUACACCCAUAUUACUAGACUUAAUUUUCAAAUUGGCCAGCAAAAAUUACAGAUAUCUCAGACAAUUCAUUGAAGACUUGAAAAUACUCAAAAUGGUUUCUUGAGUAGUGUUAUAAUACAAAAAUGCUGAAGACAUUUUAAAGCUUUGUAGAAAACAAAGAUAUAUUAGGUUCUCACUAUUGGCCAAUUUGUUAAUAUUAAAUGCUUAAUGUUAUUAGAGGUGUUCUUUAAGAACGUUAACACUGUUUUCUAACCAGGCGGAAUGUGAUAGAGCAACAAGCAACAAGUCACUUGUUGGUGUUUUGGUUUCUGUUCCUGUGGCCUCCUACUGUGUAGCUCCACCCAUUGCAAAAUCUCAUUGGUCCAAAAUCCCACUCUACAUAACUCUAUAUGUAACUUAAAAUAUGAUUGGCUGUGCCAUAAUUUUCACUUUUUAGUAUGGACAGACAAAUUUCUUGUCAUGCCUGUUUCGGACAGUGAGGUUCAGUCGUGAGAAGAUUGUCAGACGUUUGUUAACUUAAACAAGCUCACGUCAUUAAAAUAUUAUUAUUAACCUCUGACCCACACUGCCUCACUCAGCACAAGAAGAAGACCAGAUUACUUUGUGCCCAAUUAUCAUGAACAUGCAUUUGCUUUGUGAAUUUAGCAGGUGACCCCACCUAUGCACAUCCAUGUACUUUAAUGAUUAUUAAGAUUAUUGUCAUCUCCAGUAUGUUUUUACGAUGACGAGAUAUUUGAUAUUUCAUGUUUGAUAGAGCUGUGGAGUCAUGUUAAUGUCACAGAUGUUAGUUCAUAGUUCUGAAGAAUAUGAAGUAUAUUUAGAGAGUAGAAGAUAAUUUACAUGCACAGCUUUUUGUACAUUGUACACUGUUAUUCUUGUAUUUAGCAGCAGUUUGUAAAAAACAUGAACAAUUGAAAAAGAAAAAAAAAACUAAUAAUGAUCAUUGAAACAAAUUUGGAAGAAAAUUUAGCUGUUUUUCUUCAGAUUGUGGAGUUUGGACCAAUUUUUAAUGAAAAAAUCAAUUAAUUAAUUAAAAUACUGCACUUUGUCUAUAGAUGUAAUGAGUUCUCCUAGAGAGAUGAAAAAAGUGAAGAUUAUCUAUUUUGAAACAAACUGUUACAUUUCUUAACUUAUGUACAGAAAUGAUUUGAUUCACAAUCAAAAAAAUGAUGUAACUAAAGGUGCAAUUUGUUUAUGUAGUUGAGAAAGUAAUAAUCUAUAAGAGAGAAAUGAUAUUGUUAAGCUGACAUGCCAAUACUGACAUAUGUAUAUUAUAUCUUUAUUCUUUAAGUUCAUCAGCAGUGAGCAAACAGUUUGUGAAAUGUGAGGCCAUAGCGCUCUGAUUUUGUUCUUUAUGCCGAUGUUGUGCUUGUAUUCCUGUACAAGAAACAUGCUGCCGCUGUAAAAAGCCAUGUGUAUAUAAAUUAUGUUAUAUAAAGAAGAAUCCAAUGUGA
Messenger RNA from Onychostoma macrolepis, 5874 nucleotides. It is a transcript of the gene foxo1a, whose product is annotated as forkhead box O1 a. Gene Ontology annotation, molecular function: RNA polymerase II cis-regulatory region sequence-specific DNA binding; DNA-binding transcription factor activity, RNA polymerase II-specific. NCBI's taxonomy places the organism in Eukaryota, Metazoa, Chordata, Actinopteri, Cypriniformes, Cyprinidae. Gene Ontology annotation, biological process: regulation of transcription by RNA polymerase II. The transcript is spliced from 4 exons. Bases 262 to 2223 code for a protein of 653 amino acids. The record is from RefSeq and is a predicted model, not a curated record. Gene Ontology annotation, cellular component: nucleus.